AUGGCCGACGUUCGCGCGCUCCUGCGGCAGCAGCGCGCCGCGCGCCGCAUAGAACAUCCCCACGCGGCCUACUCGGAUUCCGGCAAGCUGCUGUGCACCCUGUGCCACGAGCACGUCAAGGCCGAGUCGCUCUGGGACACCCACAUCCGCGGGGUCGGUCACCAACAACGGCUCCAGACCCUGGCGCACGCGGCAGCAGCCACACGCAACAGUAAGACAUCAUUAUUAGCAAAUGGACAUCAAAAGCAGCAGCAGAAGCAGCGGCAGCGGCAACACGAUGCUGACGAACCAUUAGCAGCAGCAGCAGACGCUCCAGCGGCGCCGUCCAACAAGCGGAAGCUCGACGACGACGACGACGACGACGAAGAAAUGGGCGACGACACAGCUGCAGCAGACGGGGCGGAGGCCGAAGACGGCGUGCGCAAGAAGCGCAGCAAGCCAGACAUGGUGCUGUCGCCGGAGGGGAUGCUGACGCGGCGAGACAGCAGCGGCAGCGGGAAGCCGGUGACACCGCCUCUCGGAGGGCGGCGGCAGUCGAUGACGCCGACGCUUGGAGUGGAAAUUCAGAUCCCGUCGCGGCCGGCGACGCCGGUGGCGCUGCGCGAGGGCGGCAUUAGCAACAAUCACAAUGGCAGCUUCGGCCAGCACAGCGCCAACAGCAGCAUCAGCAGUGCGUCGGCGGGGCAGACAACGCCCAAGGCCGUGGGCCGGUCGCCGCUGAUACCGCAGGACGAGACGGCCGGAACAGCAGCGACGCCUCAUCGCGUGCCGCACGCCAGGUUUAUCGCCGACACAGCACCAUCCUCAACUGCGCAACAUCUAGCAAUAGUAAGCACAGCAGCAGCAGCAACAACAACAAUGGUAGACGAGGACGAGUGGGCCGCGUUCGAGGCAGACCUAGUGCACGGGGCAGCAGUAGCAGUAGCAGCCGCCGAGAGCAAGGCAGCCGCGCUACGCGUGCUAACCGACAGCCACAGCGACGCGGUGAUCUCUGCGCCGGUGAUGACGGCGGCCGAGGUUGCGGCCAAGUCUGAAGAGGAAGAGCGGGCGCGGCGGCGGACGCAGGCCGAGGCGCAGGUCGAGGACGAGCGCGAGGAGGCGGCGCGGGCGAUGGAGAGCGAGUUCGAGGUCAUGGAGGAGCUCGAGGCGCGGGCGCGGAAGCUGCGCGAGCGCCGGGAAGCGCUCCGGCUGCGUCUGCAUCAGGGUGGUGGUGGCGAUGCAGCAGCUGCCGACGACGACGCCGCCACUGGCACCAAAGGCAGCUCCGCCGUCACGCUUGACAAGGAGAACCUCGCAGGGGGCGGCGCGGAGCAAGAAAACGGCGAGGACGACGAUGACGAUGACGAUGACGACGAGGAUGACUGGGUGGGCUUCCGCUUCCACGUCUAG
Molecule: messenger RNA, 1389 nt
Organism: Lasiosphaeria miniovina
Lineage: Eukaryota; Fungi; Ascomycota; Sordariomycetes; Sordariales; Lasiosphaeriaceae
Exons: 1
Coding region: 1-1389 (462 amino acids)
Biological process (GO): mitotic DNA replication checkpoint signaling; mitotic DNA damage checkpoint signaling; nuclear DNA replication
Cellular component (GO): nucleus; spliceosomal complex
Molecular function (GO): nucleic acid binding; zinc ion binding
Source: RefSeq, a predicted model, not a curated record